AUGCUUUCAAUUGCAGGCGCCGGCGCCGGAGGCAUAGCUACCGCAACAAAACUAGCAAAGGCAGGGUUUGACGUGACGGUCGUAGAACAACAUGACUUUGUUGGAGGGCGAUGCUCCCUGAUUCGCCAUGACGGCUAUAGAUUCGACCAAGGCCCAUCCCUAUUCUUAAUGCCAGAGCUAUUCGAAGAAGCCUUUGAAGAUAUCGGUACAUCAAUGAGCGCCGAAGGCGUUCAAUUAUUAAAAUGCGAACCAAAUUACCGCGUCUGGUUCCCAGACAACGACUGUUUCGAGCUCUCCACCGACAUAGUCAAAAUGAAACAUCAAAUUGAAGCCCAUGAAGGCAAAGACGGCUUUCACCGAUUCCUAGCAUUCAUGCAAGAAUCCGGCAAGCAUUAUGAAUUAUCUGUAAAACACGUCUUGCGGAAAAAUUUCUCGUCGUAUGUGAGUAUCCUGAGACCGGAUUUCUUUGCGACAAUCUUCGAUAUGCAUCCGUUUGAGAGUAUUUAUGGCCGGAUUACGCGGUAUUUCAAAUCGGAUAAGAUGAGGAGAGUGUUUACGUUUGCGAGCAUGUACCUCGGCAUGAACCCGUACGAAGCUCCGGCGACGUAUUCCUUGCUGCAAUACACGGAGAUCGCACAUGGUAUUGCAUACCCGGUUGGCGGGUUUCAAACGGUUCUGCAAGCUUUAGCCGACGUCGGUAAGCGAAUGGGAGUAAAAUAUCUCUUUAAUUCGCCCGUCAAUUCAGUCAUCCUCUCCAAAGAUCAAAAAACCGUUGAAGGCGUAAAGCUUGAAAACGGCAAAGAGCUACGAGCAGACCUCGUUGUCAUGAACGCCGAUUUAGUUUAUGCAUACAACAACCUUCUCCCCCCGUCAAAAUAUGCGCGCUCACUCAAAACUCGCGCUGCAUCAUGUAGCAGCAUAUCCUUUUUCUGGUCUUUCGACACUGUCAUUGACGAAUUGGACGUACACAACAUCUUCCUAGCGGACCAAUACUCGGAAAGCUUUGAUGCAAUCUUCAAAAAGCAUUCUCUACCCGAGGAUCCAUCCUUUUACAUCAAUGUGCCUAGUCGCAUAGACAAAACAGCUGCUCCGGCAGGAAAGGACGCUGUGGUGGUUCUAGUGCCGAUUGGCCACUUACUCGAAAACCAAUCUGACGUCAAGGAUUGGGACGCGCUUGUUGCUAAUACGCGGAACUUGAUCUUUGACACAAUCGAGACUCGUACGGGUGCUCGAAACCUGCGACAGAGAUUACUGCAUGAAGAUGUUAACACUCCUGUCACCUGGCGGGAGAAGUUCAAUCUUGAUCGAGGCGCUAUCCUGGGUCUAUCUCAUUCUUUCUUCAAUGUCUUGUGUUGGCGACCCAAGACCAAACACGACGAUAUCAAGGGUCUCUAUUUCGUCGGCGCGAGCACCCAUCCGGGAACUGGUGUGCCGGUAUGCUUGGCCGGAGGAAAGAUUGUGAGCGAGCAGAUCAUCAAUGACUGGAUGCCAGAGAGGAGGACGAGAACGGUAUUGUCAACGCAGUUAUUGGGGCCGUUAGUGUUGCUCAUCUCGCUUUUGUUGGUGUGGUAUAACUUGGGGCAGUCUGGAAGUCAUUGGCAACGCCGAUUCGCGGUGGCGUCUGCUUGA
This is a messenger RNA of Talaromyces amestolkiae, 1629 nucleotides long. RefSeq lists its product as uncharacterized. The record is from RefSeq and is a predicted model, not a curated record. The transcript is spliced from 3 exons. Gene Ontology annotation, molecular function: oxidoreductase activity. NCBI's taxonomy places the organism in Eukaryota, Fungi, Ascomycota, Eurotiomycetes, Eurotiales, Trichocomaceae. Gene Ontology annotation, biological process: carotenoid biosynthetic process. The coding region runs from base 1 to 1629 and encodes 542 amino acids.